Hippoglossus stenolepis (Pacific halibut) is the source of this 4133-nucleotide messenger RNA. RefSeq names its product uromodulin-like 1 (gene umodl1). Gene Ontology annotation, cellular component: extracellular region; cell surface. NCBI's taxonomy places the organism in Eukaryota, Metazoa, Chordata, Actinopteri, Pleuronectiformes, Pleuronectidae. The record is from RefSeq and is a predicted model, not a curated record. Gene Ontology annotation, molecular function: calcium ion binding; peptidase inhibitor activity; protein binding. Bases 120 to 4121 code for a protein of 1333 amino acids. The transcript has 19 exons.
AGCCACAGAGGAUUUGGUCUUUGAAUACACCCUGAACAGUUAGUUAGCGUCAUCUCAAAGAGAAACAUGCACGUACAAUGUGGUCGUUAAAUAUAGUUUCGAGAUUCUGAUCUGUGAAAAUGAGUUGGACGUUCUCCAUCUGGGUGGCGGCGGCUCUGAUGGCUCUUUGUAGGGGACAAAACAUUGGCUAUGAAGGAAAUAGUCUGUCUCCAUCUGGCUACCAUCUUUGUAUUCACAACGAGACAAGGAUUGUGAGUUACCUGGUGAUGCACAAGGCUCCAUAUACUGUGACAAACAACUGUGGCGGCUGGCUCCUAUGGAAGACAUGUCAAGUGACUGUCUACAAGAUGGUUUCUCAGACAGAACACAAGACAGUGACGGAGCUGGUCACCAAGUGCUGCGAUGGCUACGUACAAGUCGGUCGUUACUGCGCCCUGUCUGUAAACAGGACUGGAGAGCUCAUCGCCAAGCCAGGCUCAUGUCCAACUGCAGAUGGACUUUGUCCCGUAUCAGAGGACUGUGAGUGGGACAUGGACUGCCCAGGCUGGCAGAAAUGCUGCCAGAGACUGGGUCGCUCUCUUUGCAUUCAACCUUCAAGCUCAGCUAAUUAUUCUGUGAAUGGAGGAUACCGAUGGAAUGCGACAGUGACGGUGAAGACAGAUCACCAGCAACUGUUGUCCGAGGAUGAAGGACUUCUGAAUCACACACGAUUACUACAUGCAAUGAUGACUGGAGCUUUGCAGCCUGAUGAGGUUUCAGUCCAUUACCUCAGCUCGUGGCCUGUGCAUCCAUACAGGACUGCAACGUCACUGCUGAUCGUCUGCAACUCCACUCUGACACUGCACAUUGUCACAUCAAAGCUGCAUCUGCUCCUGAAACACAUACAAGAGGUGACAUCUGUAACCGUGGAAGACGUGGAUGAGUGUGUGCAGUCUGCUCUCCAUCAGUGCUCCCCUCAAGCACAGUGUAACAACACAGUGGGAUCCUACCAGUGUACCUGUCAUCAAGGAUACAUUGAUGUUGAGCCUAGCAACCCUGGAGCCCAUUGUACAGGUGAAACGGAGUGUGUGUGUGUGUGUGUGAUAACCUUGCUUCCUCCUGCAGUCCAGUUAAAUGAAUUGGAGAAUGAUUCUGAUGAUGGCGUGUGGACCAGCACAGAGACCCCGCUGACCCACCUUCCACCCAUGACCACAGCCUACACUCCAGCCCCCAACACCACACAGGAGCCUGCAGACAGCAGCACCACUGUUACCUACAACUCCUCUGAGAUCAGCAUGACUACAGCUCUGAGUAAUACAAGCUCUGUCCCUUAUAAUUCAUCACAUGCUCUGCAGUGGACGAGCUCUGCGCCUUACACCAGCAUGAGCUCACCUGAGGAGUUACGUCUUCCGACAACCACAUGCUCUCCUCCCAGCAUCACCACCUUAAUGUCGUUUAACGUUACCGGAACCUCCCUCUGCGUGUACUGGUCCAGCCAGUUUCAGACAAACCAGACCUACCGGGUUGUUCUGAGGAAAGGGUCAGAGGUCAUUCACCCUUUGGAAACUCAUCAGACCAUGAUGGAGGUGAGGGGACUGCAGCCUGGGGGGCUCUACAACGUCACUGUCACACCUAGUGCCUGCGGGAGAGAAGGGGUCACCCAACAUGUAUUGGUCAAGACAGAUGUUCAGACUCUUGACGUCACAACUCGACUCACCAACAUCAACUUCACUGCUGACCUGCACAACUCCAGCAGCCAGGCCUACAAAAACCUCACUGCCAGUAUCAUAGAGGAGAUCUACCAGUCUCUGUCUCCGGAAAUGAAGCUCUUGGUGAGGAUUGAGAUCAGGAGCUUUUCAGCGGGCAGUGUGGUGGUCAACUUCACCCUCACCCUCAUCCUCACCCCAAGCCAAAGCCAAGACAUCAGUAAUGUGUCCCUGGCUCUGCUGAACUCCCUGAUGAACAGCUCCAGAUACACUGUGGAUAGAAACAGCACAAGCAUAACUGAUUUUAAUGAAUGUGAAUCAGGGGAAAACGACUGUUCCCAAUGGGCUACAUGUACAAACACCUUGGGCUCUUACACAUGUGUUUGCACGGACACGUUUACAGACGACAACCCAGAAAGGCCUGGGCGAGCCUGUCAAGCAAAUGCUUCCUCGGAGACAAUCACACCAUCACCAAUACCUGCAAUAUUCUCUACAGCUGGCACAACCCCUCUAUCUCUAAUGACGGCCUCAACCAGUGAUCCAGCUUUAACCACAGUGACAACCACUCCAGAGAUAACCACUGUCAUUAUAACAACGAGUGAAAUGGUUUCUACUACAGCCACACCCACCACAGCGGGUUCAACCACUUCUACGGUCAUAACUGUCGCCACUCUAGCUACCACUACUCCUGCAAUGACAACCACUACUAACCCCCCAACAACAACCAUGGCAACAGCUUCAACAACCAUGACUACGGCCCCAACAACCACCACUACUGCUCCAGUAUCUAUGGCUACAGCUGCAACAACCACAAAUAGUGCCCCAAUAACCAUGACUACUGCCCCAAUAACCAUGACCACUGCCCCAAUAACCAUGACUACUGCCCCAACAACCACUACUACUGCCACAACAACAACCACUACUGCCCCAACAGCUAGGGCUACAGCUGCAACAACCACAAAUACUGCCCCAACAACCACUACUACUGCCACAACAACCAUCACUACAAACCCAACAACCACAAAUAGUGCCCCAAUCCCUACUGCCCCAAUAACCAUCCCUACUGCCCCAAUAACCAUCCCUACUGCCCCAGUAACCAUCACUACUGCCCCAAUAACCAUCACUACUGCCCCAAUAACCAUCCCUACUUCCCCAAUAACCAUCACUACUGCCCCAACAACCAUAGCUACGACCCCAACAACCAUGACUACUGCCCCAAUAACCAUGACUACUGCUCCAACAACCAUAGCUACGACCCCAACAACCAUGACUACAGCAAAAACAAACAUGACUACACCCCCAACAAACACCAAUACUACAAUGACAUCCCUAACUUCUACUCCUGCACCCACUGUUACCAACACAACUGCUGCUGCUGCUACAACCACUGCUUUGGCCCAGACAACCCGCUCUGUGAAAGGGGCCAUCUCAGUGCAGUGCAGGGUCACGUCCAUCACUGUAACAGUUGCCAGAGAAUUUCUUCUGAACACCAAAAUCAGAGAAAGCGCCCUGUACUUGGGCUUGCUGGAAUGUGGCGUCAACGAAAGCAAUGCUACCCAUGCCCAGCUGACCGUGGCCUGGAAUGAGUGCGACACUAUACUUACACAUAAUGAAACCUACUACACAGCAUCUGUGACCCUGUUCAACACCAUGGAUCCAUACAUCUCACCCAGUGGAACUGUGGAGGUACCCAGAGUUCGGCUGGAGGUUCCCAUCAUGUGUCCCUACAUGAAGAACAUGCUUAUCUCUGCUGACUUUGGCUCUAUGGGGUAUGAAAUUAUCAAAGAUGUCAUCAUGGGCCUGGGGUCGUUCCAUGUGACGGUGCAGCUGAUGAAUGGGACAGUCCCUCUGCCCCACAACUACAGCUUGUCGUCUGAGGACGUAGUGGUGGUGGAGGUCAGCCUGAACACCUCCUCAGAGCAGAUUAAAGUAGUCAUCAACAAGUGCUGGGCUACUCCCACCCUGAAUCCUGCAGAUACCCAAAGCUACACCUUUGUUCUGGACAGCUGCUCCUUUAACACGUACACCGACGUGUUGAUGAACGGGAACCACAGCACAUCUCGAGUGUCUGUGCAGAUUUUCUCCUUCGUCAACCUGAAUGUGAUCUAUCUGCACUGCCAAGUCUACAUCUGUGUCCAGAUUGGAUCAGACACCUGUGUGCCUGACUGUCUGCAGAGAACCACUCGAUCUAUGAACAGACUGGGAACAGCUUACGGUUCCUCUGGACCUAUACAAAGACUUUUUGAUUACAACUUGGAGCAGGAGUAUGACAGUGCUACUAUAAUCGGCUUCUCCUGUCUGGGAGUCGGUCUGUCGCUCUUCUUCAUCGGUGCCUUCGUCUGCCUUUUCUACUACCAGAGGAACCGCAUCGGACACUACAACUUCAGUGUCAAACCCAAGCAGGAGAACUUCACCUACCUUGUCUUCAACACCUAAGGGUGCAGCAGC